GGCGCCCAUCGUCAGUUUGAUAUUUUGUUCGUGUGAGCCGGCGCGGCCGAGCUUGGGUUUUAAUUUUUGUUGUAUUCUUUGAAUUUGUGGUUGUCGUCAAUACGAAAUAUUUUGAGUCUGUGCGUAUUCCCCUAAUUGGUGCAAUAAACAAGAUGAAUAUUGAAAAUGAAAUUGUGGAAUACAACCGCUUCGGCAAGGAGCCGGAGAUUAAGAAUGUCGCUACCAGCAGCAGACCUUCGCUACCAGCAGCAGAUUUGGCUGAAAACUUGCGGCGACUUUCAGGUGAUAAAGACAAUUCCAUUGAACAGGUUGCAAUACUCCGUGAUCAAGAGGUAAACGAGGACGAUGAAGAGAUUGAUGAAGGCGGAGACGAGCGAGACGAAGAAGAGCACGAUGAAGCUACGAAUGAAGAAGAUGGCUACGAGAAUAACGACGAAACCGACGAGCAAGGAGACGAUGAGAAUGACGAUGGCGAAAAUGAGGAAGAAGAGGAGGACCAUUAUAAAGAAGAAGAGGAGGAAAUCGCUGAACUUCCACGGCACUAUAUUGACGGGCAGCGACUCAACCCCUAUUCGUUCAGCUUCAGAGUGAACAUGUUCGCAUCCCAACAGCCACUGGCCGGCAUGGACUCGCCGAGAUGUGUGAUUCAGAGACAUUAUCCAACAUUUUACACCUCAUUUGCUGAUUGGUAUUACAACAGGGGCCUCUUGGGUGAGGAGGGGAAUGUUUUGAUGGAAAAUGCAGUUCGAAAUUGUUAUCCAAAUACCCCUGGCGAGAAUGAACUCACCGAUCCAGGGUUUGUACUCUGGGACAGAAUGCGACGAGCAGGAUAUCUGAAUGUGCCGAGCAGACCGCAACCCAGCGAUCCAUUGGAUCAGUUGAGGUCCAGGGCGCCGCUUCCACAAUAUUUAUCAGCAGCCAGCUAUCCAUCCGCCGGAGCUACCUAUAACCCUGUCGGAGGAAGUGGCGCAAAUACGAUGUUAAAUCCCUUCCACGGAAUGAUGUCUUCAUGGUUUCGACUCACCUAUCCGAUUGCAAGUUGCAACGGAGAGCGCCACCCAGCUGUCCUGCAUCCAAACACCGCUGCAUAUCCAACAGCAAAUCAUUAUGGAGACAAUGUGUCCAAUGCUCGUGGAGGGUAUCCGGCAUCUGGGCCGUUAUCCAUUUCGGUUUCUGGACCCGUUUUGCCUCAAUCAGAGCCAUCACCAGGUGUACCUUGGCGGAUCUAUGAUAGCUUGCCGGUUUCCAGUCAACCUGAACCUUGUCGCGUAUGUGAAGUACCCAUAGAGAGGCAUAGCACUCCAAGUCCUGGCAGCCCUAAUGAAAGUCAUGGAAGCACAGAUCUUUGCCCGCGUUGUGAAUAUCGACUCGCUGCUGAGGCUGCGGCUGAGGCUGCGGCGGAGACUGAGGCGGAGGCUGCCGAUGGCAGAGACUUUGCCACCUUGUCUCCCUCGGGCCACAUUGUACCUCGAUCCUGGUUAAUGCAAGUGUUUGCGAUCUGGCAACAUAAUGAGCAUAAUGUGCAUAGGCGGAUGCAGGAAAACACAACGGAGCUACCCCACGAGAUGGAUUCACUAUUACCAAGAGCACCCAGAGAGCUGGAAAAUGGUCAGCCACACUUGCGUGGUCCCUACACGCCAUUGCUGGCCCAUCGCCUGGCCAAUGCCGUGGAAUAUGGCCUCUUCACUGCCGCCGACGAUCGACCGAACUCCUUGAUGAUGAGCGAUGUGCUGGAUCAGAUAAUAAGACUGCGUCCCAAUUUUAUGGACCCCAACACUGCCAACGAAGAGAAUCAAAUCACUCAUUCGCGCGUGUCCCCAUUAGACCAGCGUGAAUUGAACAUCAGAGAAGAGCAGAAGAUAUUCUGGGACGCGACCCAGCGUCGCCGCACUAACAAGUAAUCCAAAGGUUAAAACUAGACAUUACAAAUGUACAAAACAGUUUCUAAAACUACUUAGAUUUACAGAAAGGUUUCCU
This is a messenger RNA of Drosophila guanche, 1977 nucleotides long. RefSeq lists its product as uncharacterized. The record is from RefSeq and is a predicted model, not a curated record. NCBI's taxonomy places the organism in Eukaryota, Metazoa, Arthropoda, Insecta, Diptera, Drosophilidae. The coding region runs from base 153 to 1901 and encodes 582 amino acids. The transcript is spliced from 2 exons.